GCUGGUUCUCCGUCUCCAUAUCCUCCAAUUCCCAUGAUUAGCUUGAGCCAUCCGUGUAUCUUGGAGUCUGUUGUCCCUGAGUUAAUGGCUGUUGCCUGCGAACGGUAGUUGGAGCUUCUCGCGCUCGAGGCGUCCCGUGCUCAACAUCCUCUCAUGUGUUGAUCGAUCGACCUAUUUACCAGCUUCGCCUCAUUUCCAGGUAAUCGAACGAAGAAGUUCUACCGUCAAUACCGUGCCGUCAGAGGGCAACUUGAAGCAAGAUGAAGGCAGUGUUUAGCACGCUGUUGGGAUGCUUCCUCGCGGGGCUUGUUGGUUACAGUUCUGCGUUCUUCACACACCCCUAUCCCGCUGGCGUUAAUACCACAGACGCUUUCAAUUGGACCGAGAUACCUCCUUCAAGGGAGCUUCACUACCACAAAUGUUAUGGCGUCUUUGAAUGCGCCAGGUUGGAGGUGCCUCUUGACUGGUCCAACCUCUCGAAUCCCGGCUCGGUCGUUCUAGCAAUCACGAGGCUGCCUGCGGUGGUGGACGUCGGAGACAAAUCUUUUGGGGGCACGGUUGUCAUCAAUCCCGGAGGCCCAAGCGGUUCCGGUGUGGCCAUUCUGCUUUGGUCUGGUAAGAGCAUCCAAAACGUCCUGGACGGCGACAAGCAUUUCGAGAUCCUGUCCUUCGACCCCCGCGGCGUCCAAUUCUCGACACCCAGUCUGGCCUGCUUCCAAGACGACACAAUGAGAGACAUACUCAAUCUCCUGGGUGCAGGGGCUGGCAGCCUCGAAUCAAAACCCAACGCCUUGGACGUCAAAUGGGGCAUUGAUCAAAGCCUCGGCCUUCUUUGCGCACAAACGAGCAAAGGCAGAUUUCCCGAUGGUUCCACCAUUCGUCAGUUCGUGAGUACCGCCUUGGUAGCCCAUGAUAUGGCGGAAAUCAUUGACCAAGUUGACGCACAUCGGCGGAGGGAGUUGAAGACGAAAGGCAGCCAUGCCCACAAUCAACAGCCGCUUGUCUCUGCUGCUUCGAACGAGGGCCCUCCGCUGCUCAACUACUGGGGGCUGUCGUAUGGCACUUAUCUGGGUAAUACGUUUGCCUCGAUGUUCCCGCACCGCAUUGGUCGCAUGGUCUUGGACGGUGUGGUCGACGCAGAUGACUAUGCCGCUACGGGAUGGACGAGUAAUCUUCAGGACAACAUCAAGACGUGGACCAAGUUCUUUGAGUACUGUUUCGAGGCCGGCCCAAAGUGUGCUCUCUCGGAGCCCGGGAUCAGUGGGCCGGAAGAGAUGCGAUUGCAAGUCGAGGACUUCCUCAACGGCCUCAAGAACAACCCCUUGCCCUUGGUCCAAAACGACAAUGCUUACAUCCUCACUUACUUCAACAUGAAAACUAUCAUCCAUAUACACCUGUAUCAACCCAUCCAGCUCUGGCCGCUCUUGGCCUUGGUUCUCAAAGCUCUGAUGGAGCAAGAUGUCUACAGCGCCAUGUCAGCGUGGGAGAGCUGGCCGUUUCCCCAAUUCCGGGACUUUGCACCACUACUCCCAAAUGCCGCCCACAUAGCUAUGCAGGCGAAUGCCUUCAUGGGCAGGGACCUUCCGUUGCCCACGAGCUAUCCGUGGCAACUAGAAUCCGCCGUCUCGAUCCUCUGCGGGGACGGCGACGACAUCACCUUUCGAUCAAAGGGAGACUUUACCAAGUACCUCGAUCUCCUGCUGUCGCAGUCUCCGCUGGUCGGAUCGAUCUGGGCGGAAAUCACGCUACAUUGCAUCCACUGGCCGGCGGCGAAUCGUCCGCGGGCCAAGAACCGGUUCACGGGCCCGUUCCAGUCGAACCUCUCCGACUACGACCGUCGCGGAAGCCCGUUGCUGUUCAUCGGCAACACGGCGGAUCCGGUGACGCCGGUGCGCAACGCGUUCAAGAUGGCGGAGCGGCAUGAAGGCAGCGUGGUGUUGACGCAGGACAUGCCGGGCCACUGCGCGGGCACGACGAAUCCGAGCGUGUGCACGUUUGGGAUCUUGAAAAGGUUCUUCGCGCACGGCGAGCUGCCGGAGGCUGGACUCGCGUGUCAAGCCGCUGUGAAGCCCUGGGAUAUAUGAGAAAUGAGGAUGAAACGGAUUGUUAAGGAGGUCGCGGUAGGGGCUUAGCAGGAGGGAAUCAUGGAGGUGCAAAAGCAGAUCCCACGAGUCUCAUAUAUAUCACCAGGAUAGAACACUCGAGCUCUCAUUGGCAUAAUUCCAUCAAUGACAUACACGACCCAACAUGCCUUCAAAGGUCGUCUAAG
This is a messenger RNA of Cladophialophora immunda, 2269 nucleotides long. RefSeq lists its product as uncharacterized. The transcript has a single exon. The record is from RefSeq and is a predicted model, not a curated record. Lineage: Eukaryota; Fungi; Ascomycota; Eurotiomycetes; Chaetothyriales; Herpotrichiellaceae. Bases 261 to 2084 code for a protein of 607 amino acids.